Heterocephalus glaber (naked mole-rat) is the source of this 4200-nucleotide messenger RNA. NCBI's taxonomy places the organism in Eukaryota, Metazoa, Chordata, Mammalia, Rodentia, Bathyergidae. The record is from RefSeq and is a predicted model, not a curated record.
UGCUGCAUUUCGGCCUGGACAUGGCAGCGACGCCGCUGAAAGUGUGCAUCGUGGGCUCCGGGAACUGAUAAUCAAAGGAUGAUGGUUCAUCAAACAAAAAACCCAUAUUUUUAUGCCUCUUUUAGAUCAGUCAGAGUAAGACUUUUGACCCUUGGGUAGGCAGCCUGAAACAGCCCUAAGAUGAUGGACCUUCAGCCCCUUCUGCAUCCUUAAGAAUAAAGGAUCAAAGCAGGAGGAGGCGGGAAGAGGGGUUCAGCUGUUGCAAAAAUAAUUGGUAAUAAUGUCAAGAAACUGCAGAAGUUUGCCUCCACAGUCAAGAUGUGGGUCUUUGAAGAAACAGUCAAUGGGCGAAAAUUGACAGACAUCAUAAAUAAUGACCAUGAAAAUGUAAAAUAUCUCCCUGGACACAAGCUGCCAGAAAAUGUGGUUGCCAUCUCUAACCUCAGUGAGGCUGUACAGGAUGCAGACCUGCUGGUGUUCGUCAUCCCACACCAGUUCAUUCACCGGAUCUGCGAUGAGCUCACUGGCAGGGUGCCCAAGAAAGCACUGGGAAUCACCCUCAUCAAGGGCAUCGACGAGGGCCCAGAGGGGCUGAAACUCAUUUCUGACAUCAUCCGUGAGAAGAUGGGCAUUGACAUCAGUGUGCUGAUGGGUGCCAACAUUGCCAGCGAGGUGGCUGCAGACAAGUUCUGUGAGACCACCAUCGGCAGCAAAAUCAUGGAGAAUGGGCUUCUCUUCAAAGAACUUCUGCAGACUCCCAAUUUUCGAAUUACUGUGGUUGAUGAUGCGGACACCGUUGAACUUUGUGGUGCUCUUAAGAACAUCGUCGCCGUGGGAGCUGGGUUCUGCGAUGGCCUCCGCAGCGGUGACAACACCAAAGCUGCCGUCAUCCGCCUGGGCCUCAUGGAAAUGAUCUCUUUCGCCAAGAUCUUCUGCAAGGGCCAGGUGUCCACAGCCACCUUCCUGGAGAGCUGUGGGGUGGCCGACCUGAUCACCACCUGCUAUGGAGGGCGGAAUCGCAGGGUGGCUGAGGCAUUCGCCAGAACGGGGAAGACCAUUGAAGAAUUGGAGAAGGAGAUGCUAAACGGGCAGAAGCUCCAAGGACCUCAGACUUCAGCAGAAGUAUACCGCAUCCUCAAACAGAAAGGACUCACUGACAAGUUUCCACUGUUUACCGCAGUGUAUCAGAUCUGCUAUGAAGGCAGACCCAUCUCAGAGAUGCUGUCCUGUCUCCAGAGCCAUCCAGAGCACACCUAAAGUGAAUCAUGUACCAGCCUGGGAACCAUUCUGCCCCUCCCAUGUGGAAGCGAAGACUUGGCAACAAAAUGUUUGCUUGAUUGUACUCCCAUCAUGAAUAUGUAUGAAUUAUUAUAAGUUCAUUUUUUAAUUAGAGGCAAUUCAUUGGCUAAGAUGUACUGGACAACAACUAAACACAUGUGAAUGUGUGUGUGCAUGUGUGUGUGUGUGUGUGUGUGCAUGUAUAUGUGUUCAUUGUUUAUGAGUGUUUCUAUGAACCAAAAUUAUAGGUCCUUUUUAAAUAGAUUGCAUUUAAAAUUUCCCCACUAUGUAGUCUAUAUGAUUGGCAUUAUCUCAGCUAAAUUUUUUAGAUAUGAUUCAUAUGUAAUGUUUUUUCUCAUUUUUGAUGAUAAAUUUAACCAGCAGUAAAAUGGUAGGUUGGAGGAGAAAGAUCACCAUAUGUGCUCAAAGAUCACCAUAUUUAACUUUUAAACACUAUCUCAAAGCCAGCAUAGUCAACUACUUUGAUUGUGGGUUGAUCUUUUUUCAAACAAUUAGGUAUUUUAAAUUAGAAAUCCAUAUUUUCUCUCGCUGCAGUUUUCUGCAUUCUUUAGCCACCUUUCUCUUCAUUAGCUGCAAGAACGUGCUUCUGUAAAGAUGUAGCAGUCGCAGAAGUCAGAAACUCACCUGGGAUUUUCCUGCUGUGAAUGACACGGUCCUCCAGUUAACAAACACUUGUAUGAUGCUCUGUGUUAGGUGGUGCUUUUUUGCAAAGAUUUAUCUUAAACCUCAUGAAUCCCUAAGAGGGGGCUGCUGUUGUUCCUCUUAUAAAAUGGAGUCACUGGCACCUGGUCACUGGGUGAGCAGAGACAGAGCCAGGAGUCAAGUGCAGCGCACUUCCACCCCACCAAGGUGCAGGACCUUCUAAGCUGUCCCCAGACUUACCUGACCUCAGGCUCACAGGUUGUGGCAAAUGUCCACGCAGCCUCUCCUGAGGCCACAGGAAGGCUUCCUGCUGCUGGGAAUUGUGUAGGUCAAAGUCUCCAUGGUCACCACUCCAAGUAUGAUCCCCAGUCCACCAGCAUCAGUUUACCUCUUAGAAACGCACAUUUUGAAGCUUGGCGUGGUGGCACACCUGGUAUCCCAGCUACUCAGGAGGCUAAGGCAGGAAGAUUACAAGUUCAAGUCUAAUCUAGACAACUUAGCAAGAUCCUGCCUCAAAAUUUUUAAAAGGCUGGGGGUGUAGCUCAGGGGUAGAACACUUGCUUAGCAUGUGUAAGGCCCUGGGUUCAACUCCAGAACCAGGGAAAUAAAAGCAGAUUCCCAGGCCCCGUCCCAAACCUCUGAGGUGGCAUCUGUUUCAACCCCCUUCUGUGGGUUUCCGAUGCUCACUAGAAUGUGAGAACUACUACUGUAGAAAAUUUACUUUAACGCGGCCAUCCUCAGACCAUCUACCCAGAAUGUCCUGGGCUCCAGUGAAUGUUCGAGAGUCUCCUGAAAGGUCAAGUGACUUAGAGACGCUGCACACGCACAACCCUCUUGAAGGUGUAGAAUGUAUGUUAGGAUGCCAGUGGAACCUGUUUGCUUAACCAAGCAAGCCCCAAACAUGUUAGACUUUGGAGAUCUUUUGGCAAAGAAACUAAACUAGCCAAAGUUUCUAGGGAACACUGCUGUCAGUGAAGGUGACAUUUGGACAACUCAAGUAGACCCUGUGAGAAAUGAAGAUGAAUAACUACCUGUGGUAUUGUUAGUUCUGGACUUUACAGCUCAGGUCUGCCAUAAAUCUUUGAUGAGGCUUUAAGGUGACACCGGCAAGUAUAUAACCAAGUAGAUGCCAGCCUUGCUGAAAUGCACAUUAUGUGGAUAAGUGCUUUUAAUUCUAGAAUUAAAAUGGGAAUUACUGUAUCUUCUGAAAUGAGAUUCGUUUCAGAAUAGCAUUCCAGUUAUCUUGCAUAGCAUUCCAUAAGUAUUAAAAGAACAUAUGAAUGUCACAUAUAUAUUCAUCAUGAGUUUGUGAGAUUUUUCGCUUUCCCUUCCCCACCCUGGAUUUUUUUUUUCUCCUAUAACUGAAAUGACUAUAGAAUAGAUUUUUGUGAGUAUUUUAAAACUUACCUGAAACACUUUGGGGGCAUUUUAAACUCCCAUACACAGAAGUGUGUGAAAGCACACAAAAUGCUACGAGCUUCAGCAGUUUUAGUCCCACUGUUAAGUCAAUCAAUUUUGCUUCUCUCUUGAUAAAAUUUUUUUAAAGUUUGUACAUAGGUAACAAAGAAUUACUUUUUAAGACAUAAAAAGGGCUGAAAGUUCAUUGUGUCUACUAAGUAGGAUAAUGUACUGUGAGGAGUUAGGGUUUUGUGUGUUUUGUAUAUUCUCAUCUGCAUUCCGCUUCCUACUCUGGGUUUUGUACUUGAGUGUUUUUUCUUUACAAAUGCCCUCUUUCCACUCUAAAGUCUGCUGAUUGCACCUCUUGAACAUACUUUAUAAUUAUCUGCACAUUAUGGAAAAAAGUAAAUUUUAUAAGUUUAUGCUCUACUAAUUGUAGAUAUUUAUUACUCUACGAGUCAUCUAUUUUUAUAACUACCUGUGGUCUGUCAUUUAUUUUGAUUCAGAUUUCUUACCAGUUAUGGUAAUAGGGAGGGAGAUACCUUGAUUAGAAACUUACUAUCUAAGCCAAUCUGUGAAUGUAAAAACUACACUGUUGCCUUGCUAUCAUCUACCUUAGUAGUGUGGAACAAAAUCCCUGUUUGAAAUCCAUGCUAGGGACGGACUUGAGCUGGUUUUUUCAUUUAACUCUUAAUGAUAGCCUGUGGCAUUGGCUCAAGGAGGGAGUUGUGGUAAGGUGCCAGAUUUUUCCAGUAGUUCUAAUUUUCUGGGCUUUUACUUACAUGUAUACUGUAAUUGUUUACAGACCAUAGGUGGAUGGAUAAUUUAAAAGCUUGAUUUAAUAAACAUUUAACCCCCGCA